Closterium sp. NIES-65 is the source of this 2655-nucleotide messenger RNA. The record is from the annotation of a GenBank genome assembly. NCBI's taxonomy places the organism in Eukaryota, Viridiplantae, Streptophyta, Zygnematophyceae, Desmidiales, Closteriaceae.
AUGGAGAAUGCCAAGAACACCACGUCCCAAUCGGACCCAGAGGACACAAGUGGACAUGCUCCAGUGAUGGCGACGACCGAGACACAACAACCACGUGUGCAAAAUGCAGCCAAAAGCCACGUGUACAAGACUCGUAGUAACAAGCCAUCUGUUGGCGCCACUGCCUUCACUUCUGGCCAGCAGCUGCACUCUACUGCUGCUCCCGCAACUGCUGGCGCCACCAACUUCACUUCUGGCCAGCAGCUGCACUCUACUGCUGCUCCCGCAACUGCUGGCGUCACCUCCUUCACUUCUGGCCAGCAGCUGCACUCUACUGCUGCUCCCGCAAUUGCUGGCGCCACUGCCUUCACUUCUGGCCAGCAGCUGCACUCUACUGCUGCACCCGCAACUGCUGGCGCCACCGCCUUCACUUCUGGCCAGCAGCUGCACUCUACUGCUGCUCACGCAACUGCUAGCGCCACCGCCUUCACUUCUGGCCAGCAGCUGCACUCUACUGCUGCUCCCACAACUGCUGGCUCCACCGCCUUCACUUCUUGCCAGCAGCUGCACUCUAAUGCUGCUCCCGCAACUGCUGGCGCCACCGCCUUCACUUCUGUCCAGCAGCUGCACUCUACUGCUGCUCCCGCAACUGCUGGCGCCACCGCCUUCACUUCUGGCCAGCAGCUGCACUCUACUGCUGCUCCCGCAACUGCUGGUGCCACCGCCUUCACUUCUGGCCAGCAGCUGCACUCUACUGCUGCUCACGCAACUGCUGGCGCCACCGCCUUCACUUCUGGCCAGCAGCUGCACUCUACUGCUGCUCCCACAACUGCUGGCUCCACCGCCUUCACUUCUUGCCAGCAGCUGCACUCUAAUGCUGCUCCCGCAACUGCUGGCGCCACCGCCUUCACUUCUGUCCAGCAGCUGCACUCUACUGCUGCUCCCGCAACUGCUGGCGCCACCGCCUUCACUUCUGGCCAGCAGCUGCACUCUACUGCUGCUCCCACAACUGCUGGCGCCACCGCCUUCACUUCUGGCCAGCAGCUGCACUCUACUGCUGCUCCCGCAACUGCUGGCGCCACCAACCUCAAUUCUGGCCAGCAGCUGCACUCUACUGCUGCUCCCACAACUGCUGGCGCCACCGCCUUCACUUCUUGCCAGCAGCUGCACUCUACUGCUGGUCCCGCAACUGCUGGCACCACCAACGUCACUUCUGGCCAGCAGCUGCACUCUACUGCUGCUCCCGCAACUGCUGGCGCCACCAACUUCGCUACUGGCCAGCAGCUGCACUCUACUGCUGCUCCCGCAACUGCUGGCGCCACCAACUUCACUUCUGGCCAGCAGCUGCACUCUACUGCUGCUCCCGCAACUGCUGGCGCCACCAACUUCACUUCUGGCCAGCAGCUGCACUCUACUGCUGCUCCCGCAACUGCUGGCACCACCGCCUUCGCUUCUGGCCAGCAGCUGCACUCUACUGCUGCUCCCGCAACUGCUGGCGCCACCGCCUUUGCUUCUGGCCAGCAGCUGCACUCUACUGCUGCUCCCGCAACUGCUGGCGCCACCGCCUUCACUUCUGGCCAGCAGCUGCACUCUACUGCUGCUCCCGCAACUGCCGGCGCCACCGCCUUCACUUCUGGCCAUCAGCUGCACUCUACUGCUGCUCCCGCAACUGCUGGCGCCACCGCCUUCACUUCUGGCCAGCGGCUGCACUCUACUGCUGCUCCCGCAACUGCUGGCGCCACCGCCUUCACUUCUGGCCAGCGGCUGCACUCUACUGCUGCUCCCGCAACUGCUUGCGCCACCGCCUUCACUUCUGGCCAGCAGCUGCACUCUACUGCUGCUCCCGCAACUGCUGGCGCCACCAACUUCGCUACUGGCCAGCGGCUGCCUACCCCAGUUGCUCCUCAAAAUGACAGCCUCCCCUACUCAGGAUUUGCCAGCCCUUCACAGCAGGUCUUCGUGCAAUGUGACGUAGAUUCCGAAUCUGAGGAGUACGGAGAGGGUGCCGACGAAUUCGACGAGAUCUUCAACAACGUGACAGCAGGAACUGCAUCUCCGGCUGUUGCUGCCAGCGGGUCUGCUGCGGCAUUCACCCAUGCUGGGGUGGCACGUACGCCUGAGGGGAUUAACAACGCUACAGUGCUUGCUGCAGGUGAUCUCAUCUCGCGGGCAGAGUCUGAGGCGCUGUCGGCCCAAUUCCGGAAGGUGGAGCGCGAAAACGUGGCUCUAAGCAACCAAGUCAACUACCUCCGCCGCUUAAACCAGUCAGUUUUUGCCCGAUCUGGUAGCCCCGCAGGUGAUGAGACCACGCCCAACGAAGGAGCAUCAGCCGGAGCAUUGGCUAUGGAUCCUGAAAUUGUGCCGCAGGUCUACUUGUCUUCACGCCUGGCCGUUGGUCGCGCCAUCGCCAAUGCGUACCAGAACGGCGGCAUUGUGUGCGGUGACAACGUGGCGCCCGAGUACGAGUCAUUUGCGGCUCAGCUUGCUGACGCUAUGAAGAAGGUUCCGCCUCACAAAGGUGGACUUACUCAGCCCCGUAGUCGCCUUCUCUGUUCACCCCUCUCCCCCCUUGCGCUCUCCUCUGCUUUUCUCUCACAGCAACACCGUUACUGCCAUCCUUGUCCUCCCAUCUCCCCAUGUUUGCUACCCUUUGGCUUUACAUCAUAUGAGCCCUAA